AUGGUUGGUUCUUUCUGGAGCAGACAGAAGGAGAACUUGAAUGUUUCCACAUGUACGCAGGUUUAACUCUCAGAUAUCACAUCAGAUAUUAUCCUGGAUCACUCUGAGGUUUCUCUGUCUCGUCCUGACAGCAGGUCUCUCUCUCAGGGUCCUGCUGUGUGACUGGAGCUGGACUCUGGUUCCUGAGUGUUUGUCACUGAUUUCAUGUCUGUAGACUUUGACUGUUCGGUGAUGAGAGUGUGACAGCGUCCUCAGAUUAUUGAUGAUGAUGAACUGAUGAAGUCUCUCUCUUUGUCUUUCUGCUACAGGUGAAACAGGAAGUGGAUCUGGAUUCACCUGGUGAGUAUUUUCUUCAUUCUGUCGAACAUCAAACUGAAAGUUUUCACAUGUCUUCUUCAUUUUGAACAGAACUGGACUCUGAAUGGAUCCAGAUGAGCUCUCUAGUAAACAGAAACAACUGUGGCUCCAUCUGGUGGUAGAAUCUGGAAUGACACUGUGGUAGAGGACAGUAUGUGGCUCAGGUUGAACUGACUGAGUAUGUUGUUGUGUUUGUGUGAAGGUGGGGGCUCUGCUAUGAAUCAGUGUGAGGACAGAGAGGAGGGGGCCCCUCCCUCUAAAACCACUCUGUGGGGGGAACAUGAGAGCCAGACCAAAGUUCAGAGGUGAGAUGAGGAUCUCCAACUGUCCAUGACUCUUCUCCAUGUCAGAGCUCAGCACUCACAUCACUCCACCAUCACUAUUAUUCACACUCAGACCUCUGUCUGUCUGUCUGUCUGUCUGUCUGUCUGUCUGUCUGUCUGUCUGUCUUUCUGUCUGUCAAAGACCUGAACUGCAGUACAGACCAGACUCUCCUGGACCAGGACCUGGACCCAGCUGUGUGUCCUUAAAGAGUGACCGGUCUAGGUUUGAACCUAUUCUUUUCAAAGGAGAGAUUUGUGAUGAGCAAAGGUGAGACUUUCAUAAUCUAUGACAGCAGCACUCAAACCUUGAAGAUUUUCAGUGUUCUUGUUUCUUCAUCAGAGUUUCUGUUUCUGUCAGAGUCAAACAUGAGAGACCAGACUCUCCUGGAUCUGGACCUGGACCCAGCUGUGUGUCCUUAAAGAGUGACCGGUCUAUGGGUCGAUUGAUUAAUUUCAAAGAAGGAGAGAUCUAUGAUGAGCAAAGGUGAGACUUUCAAACUGAACUUUCUUUUGUUUGUGUGUGAAACUUUUCAUCCUAACUGUGGUCAGUGUUUUCUCUGUGAAGGUGAAGAUUUGUCAGGGUUUGUGUUUCUAUCAGGAUCCAACAGCAGUAAACAGGAUCUGAGCCACAAAGACCUGGACUCUGCAUGUAUCUUCAUGUGUGUCUGUAGGAGGAUCCAGCAGUGUUUCUACCAGGAUCCUCUAGAUAGACUCUCUCACAUGUAACCCUGUGUCUCCUUAUAUUAUAUCCACUACAUUAGAUUCUGUUUGUUCCACAGAGUUCAGCAGCAGAGAUCAGAGGUUCCCAUUGGUCAGUCUGCCCAGCAGCAUCAAACACAGCUGGACUCCAUAUUUAUGGUAGGUGUAAAUGUACAAACACAGCUCCUACUGAUCAUCAGAGCAGACACUCAGUAUAUUUGGAGGUUUCUGGAUUGUUUCCUAAUGACUCUGCAAACAUCAUCUCUGCCUGAAUUAUCUUCACACUCACAGUUUGACUGAGAGUUUCUCCAAUGUGAAGGUCAGGUCAUAGAAACUGGAUUUGUAGAAGACAGGACCAUCUACAAAGUCAAUCCUGAAGCAGCAUUGUGAUCCAGUCUCCACACUGGACUCUGUAGACCAGCAGGCUUUCUGUCUGUCACAGAUGAUCUGAUGUUCAGUUCUACAAGUUCAAGUUCAUAUUUUGUUCUGUUCCAGCUGCUCCAGGAGAACAUGAUCAGCUUUGUAAAGGAGCAGCUGAAGGAGAUCCAGAGAGCUCUGAGUCCAGAUGAACCAGAAUACUUAGAGAGUCCGAGGGAGGAUGAGGAUGAGGAGCAGAGGAGGAGCAGAGAGGCAUUCCUGAAGAUCACUGUGAACUUCCUGAGGAGAAUGAAGCAGGAGGAGCUGGCUGACUGUCUGCAGAGAAGUAAGAGGAUUUGAAGAGAUUUAACAUGAUGGAGACAACAUGGGAGAGGUUUAGAGUUCAGACUCUGCUGUUCAUAUGAUGCACACAUUUGUAUCACAUCUAUGAACUGAGAGAAACUGAUCACAGCUGAUGAGCUGAAGAGAUUUCAGAGAGGAGGGAAAUCAAAUCCAUCCUGAUGUCUUCAAGUGUAAAUUCAUCAGAUUGAUUGUAGCUUCAGAUGAUUCAUCACAUUUCUCUUUGUUCAUUCAGGAUCUGCUGCUGCAGAGGUCCGACACAAACUCAAGUCCAACCUGAAGGAGAAGUUCCAGUGUGUGUUUGAGGGGAUUGCUAAAGCAGGAAACCCAACCCUUCUGAACCAGAUCUACACAGACCUCUACAUCACAGAGGGAGGGACUGGAGAGGUCAACGAUGAACAUGAGGUCAGACAGAUUGAAACAGCAUCCAGGAGAGCAGAGCGACCAGAAACAACCAUCAGACAAGAAGACAUCUUUAAAGGCUCACCUGGAAGACAGGAACCAAUCAGAACAGUGAUGACAAAGGGAGUGGCUGGCAUUGGGAAAACCGUCUUAACACAGAAGUGGACUCUGGACUGGGCUGAAGACAAAGACAACCAGGACAUCCACUUCACAUUUCCAUUCACCUUCAGAGAGCUGAAUGUGCUGAAAGAGAAGAAGUUCAGCUUGGUGGGACUUGUUCAUCACUUCUUCACUCAAACCAAAGAAGCAGGAAUCUGCAGCUUUCAAGACUUCAGGGUCGUGUUCAUCUUUGACGGUCUGGAUGAGUGUCGACUUCCUCUGGACUUCCACAACAAUCAGGUCCUGACUGAUGUUACAGAGUCCAGCUCAGUGGAUGUGCUGCUGACAAACCUCAUCAGGGGGAACCUGCUUCCCUCUGCUCGCCUCUGGAUAACCACAAGACCUGCAGCAGCCAAUCAGAUCCCUCCUGAGUGUGUUGACAUGGUGACAGAGGUCAGAGGCUUCACUGACCCUCAGAAGGAGGAGUACUUCAGGAAGAGAUUCAGAGAUGAGAAGCAGGCCAGCAGAAUCAUCUCCCACAUCAAGACAUCCAGAAGUCUCCACAUCAUGUGCCACAUCCCGGUCUUCUGCUGGAUCACUGCUACAGUUCUGGAGGAUCUGCUGAAGACCAGAGAGGGAAGAGAGCUGCCCAAGACCCUGACUGAGAUGUACAUCCACUUCCUGGUGGUUCAGUCCAAACUGAAGAACAUCAAGUAUGAUGGAGGAGCUGAGACUGAUCCACACUGGAGUCCAGAGAGCAGGAAGAUGAUUGAGUCUCUGGGAAAACUGGCUUUUAAGCAGCUGCAGAAAGGAAACCUGAUCUUCUAUGAAUCAGACCUGACUCAGUGUGGCAUGGAUAUCAGAGCAGCCUCAGUGUACUCAGGAGUGUUCACACAGAUCUUCAGAGAGGAGAGAGGACUGUACCAGGACAAGGUGUUCUGCUUCAUCCAUCUGAGUGUUCAGGAGUUUCUGGCUGCUCUUCAUGUCCACCUGACCUUCACCAACUCUGGAGUCAACCUGAUGGAAGAAGAACAACAAACAACAUCCCAAAAUCUGACAAAUCUCCAUGUGAGUGCUGUAGACCAGGCCUUACAGAGUCUGAACGGACACCUGGAUUUAUUUCUACGGUUCCUCCUGGGUCUUUCACUGCAAACCAAUCAGAAUCUCCUGAGAGGUCUGCUGACACACACAGGAAGUAGCUCACAGACCAAUCAGGAAACAGUCCAGUACAUCAAGAAGAAGAUCAGUGAGGAUCUGUCUGCAGAGAAAAGCAUCAAUCUGUUCCACUGUCUGAAUGAACUGAAUGAUCGUUCUUUAGUAAAUGAGAUCCAACGGUCCCUGAGAUCAGGACGUCUCUCCACCGAGGAACUGUCUCCUGCUCAGUGGUCAGCUCUGGUCUUCAUCUUACUGUCAUCAGAAAAAGAUCUGGACGUGUUUGACCUGAAGAAAUACUCUGCUUCAGAGGAGGGUCUUCUGAGGCUGCUGCCAGUGGUCAAAGCCUCCAACAAAGCUCUGUAGGUGGACACAUGAGAGAUGAAACAUUAUUGUUCAUGAGAGAUGAAUCUUUGUGUCUGUGCUAAUCACUGAUUCUUCUUCAGGCUAAGUGGAUGUAACCUGUCAGAGAGAAGCUGUGAAGUUCUGUCCUCAGUCCUCAGCUCCCAGUCCUCCAGUCUGAGAGAGCUGGACCUGAGUAACAAUGACCUGCAGGAUUCAGGAGUGAAGCUGCUGUCUGCUGGACUGAAGAGUCCUCACUGUAAACUGGAAACUCUCAGGUCAGGUUUUAUGCUGAUUAUGUUUUGUAGUUGUUUGAAUGAAAUUGUCUAAAGUUGGUACUUUUCCUUGUUUCUCAUUUAUUUUUCUGCCUCCAGGUUAUCAGGCUGUCUGAUCACAGAAGAAGGUUGUGCUUCUCUGGUCUCAGCUCUCAGCUCCAACCCCUCACACCUGAGAGACCUGGACCUGAGCUACAAUCAUCCAGGAGACUCAGGAGUAAAACUGCUGUCUGCUGGACUGAAGGAUCCUCUAUGGAGACUGGAAACACUGAGGUAUAACCAGACAGUUACUGAGUCAUAGACAACCACAGAUAUAUUUGGUUUCUGCUGCCUGAGGUCUUCACUUAGCAGGUCCAUCUUUCUGAUGGACUCUUGGAUGUGAACUGUGUCAUCCUGGAUAGUAGCUCUAAUGCUCACAAGUUCUUUGCCUCCCUCCCUCCUCUUAGUGAAGAUCCUCAGGGUUCUGGAUUUAGGGUGAAAACCUCCAUUUGAGUAUUUUGAGGAGCUUUCUUGUCUUGAUGUCAGUGGUUUCUAUUUCUUCCUUUGGCCAGGCUGUGAUGCCAGCAGGGUAUCUGAUCACUGUCAGAGCGUAGGUGUUGAUGGUUUGGAUCUUGUUCCUGCUGACAUACAGCUUGAUGUCAUCCAUGUAGAGGAGAACAUUAAUCAAAAAAAACCUCAAACAGUCAACAUGAGAAAUGACUUUGACUCAGACUGAAGUGUGUCUGUCAUUCUGUCUCCUCCUCCACACAAUAACAGCAGAUAUUUGUCUGCAACACUGGGAACCUGGAUGAGUAUCUUCUCUGAAUGGCCCAGCUCUAAAAUGUGUUGCUGAACUGUAGGUUUGUCUUCCAGUCUGAAUCCUCCUCUGUUCAACAGUUUUUUAGUUUUCUUCUGAGAGCUGUCACGUUGUUCUGAACUGCAGAAACUCGUCCCUCUGCUUCUGGUCUCAAAGGAGGACAUGGUGGUUGAUAUUUGGAAGGACAGGGGUCAGAAACCUUUUAUAUAUGAAGAACCAUUUUUAAAUCCUCUUUAUGGAGGACCACAAGGGACACAAAAAUGAAAUAAAUCAUUUUUAAGUAAAAAGGUUAUUGUACAGGAAUUCAUGAGCUGGUUUCCAAAUUCAUGAGUUCAUCCAUGAACAAAUAGAGGAGUUAUGAAGUGAUUCUACAAAUGAAUCUUUAAAACUGCACAAAAGUUUAUUCUUUAAAAAUACAUAAAUGCAUUCCUUAACAAAUAGUUUAAAAAUCUGUUUGAAAGAGAGAAAUAAAGAAGUGAGUUGACAAUCUGCAGUAAGAAUACAGCUUUAAAUCAGACAUUUAAAGGACAAUUCCUCCUUUAAUUUUCAUUUCCAUUUCCUGUCUGCUUUUAAUUUUCCUGUUAGCUAAUCGAUUAUCAAAGUCUUUUAUCUUUCCGUUCCUCCUCUCCAUUUUUCCUUCUCUCACACUUCAGGGCCUUGAGCUGGUAAAACAAUGCAGAUGAGCCAUGAAACAAGCUCUCUGAUUGGUUAUAACCUGGCCUAUUACAUGCAGAUGUCUGCAGGAAGGUGAAGAUGAUAGAAGAUGAGGAAGAAUAGACCUUAUCCAGUGUUCCAGGUGGAAAGAGGUCCAAACCUGGAUAUUGUGACUCUGUGGUCAUUUCUCAGCUCCCUGAUUGAUGAACAGACACACAGACUAAAAACAGAGAUGAUCAGGAGAGAGAUGGGCUCAUAUUUGAAGUUCAAACACAUUUGACAGUCCUUUAGCCCACGUCAGAACUCAGAGAAGAUGCUUUAUUACACCUGAUGUUACAAGAUGAAGGUUCACAUCUAGUUGAAUGAUCAGAGCAGAACAACAUUCAGAUCUCCUCCAGAUCCUUUAUUUCAUUCAUCCAUACAGACCAGGAUCAACUCUCCUGGCUGACAUGGGAAGGUCUUCUCUUCUUGAUUUUCUGCUCUCUUUGUUUGGUGAACCAUCAAACAAACCCUCAGAGCUACAGAGAAACACCUCCUUCAUACAUCCACCCUCAGUCACAAACGUGGACUCAAAGUACUGGCUGCAGAAGUGGGUUCAAAGGAGAUCAGAUAGUCUUCAUUGAGCUUCAUCAGCUGAGCUCUCCUGCUUUACUGACACAGCUACAUUCAGUGAGAGCAGCAGCAGACCUGUCAGUCAUGAUCAGGUAAGCUGAGGGGCUGUUUGAGGACAUGCUCUGACUUUGCUCCACUUCCUGUCCAUCCCAAACUGCAGGAAAUCCACCUGCUGUUCCAGGUGUGAUGCUCCUACUCCCUCUGCUCUAGCUGACUCUGAAUGAUCCAAGAAGAGCCUCACACACUCACAUGAGUUCAUCUGAGAGCUUUCAUUUCAUCUUCAUUAUAUUUAGAAGAAGAGAGCCCACUACUUCAUCUCUCUAUCUUCAUCUCUCUAUCAGAAAAAGUGACAGAGUGAUGGAGACUGUUGGCUCAGAUGAGUUUCAGCCUGUUUCUCUGUCACAGGGACAAACUGAGGAACUCUGCUUCAUGUUGGACAGCAGGUAGGACUCAUGUUGGACACUCAAUCAUUCUGACUGUGUUUCUUCCUCCAGGGUGGACCAUGGUGGAGAGCAGAGGUUAAAACCUGGUCUGAAGAAGUGUAAGUGUGGAAUCAGUUUGACUCCUGAUGACCAAACAGCAGACUGUCAGCUAACAAAGAAGAAAGCCUUCAGGUGUGUCUGAUGAUAACCUGCUGCUGUGUUGUGUCUUUUUCUCUAUGUCAGAUUUCUCUGAACUCACACUGGACUCAAACACAGUAAACAGACGCCUCAGACUGUCUGAAAACAACAGGAAGGUGACAGGUGUGAGAGAGGAUCAGUCAUAUCCUGAUCAUCCAGACAGAUUUGACUACUGGCCUCAGCUUCUGUGUAGAGAUGGUCUGACUGGUCGCUGUUACUGGGAGGUCGAGUGGAGAGGAGGGGUUAAUAUAUCAGUGAGUUACAGAGGAAUCAAAAGGAAAGGAGACAGUGAUGACUGUCUGUUUGGAUUUAAUGAUCAGUCCUGGAGUCUGUUCUGCUCUGAUGAAGGUUACUCUGUCAGUCACAAUAACAGAAAAACAGACCUCGAUCUCUCCUCGUCCUCUGUCUCUCACAGAGUAGCAGUGUAUGUGGACUGUCCUGCUGGUACUCUGUCCUUCUACAGGGUCUCCUCUGACAAACUGAUCCACCUCCACACCUUCAACACCACCUUCACUAAACCUCUCUAUCCUGGGUUUGGGUUCUGGUCUUGGUCUCUUGGUUCCUCAGUGAGUUUGUGUUCUGUGUAGGAGGGAGAGUCUCCUCCUCUCUACACAAACAGCAGCUGAAGAACAGUUGACCCUCUGCACUAACACAGACUUCAGCUGAUUAUCUGCCUGUUUGUAUCCUGUCACAUCAGUCUGAAUGUCUGUUAUCAAAGAGCAGGACUCCAUGUCAAACUGACUCACUGAACUGGACUGAUUUCUGUCUCUAUGAGGGAAAAAUCCGCCUCAUUCAGCACAUUUUUCUUCACUGUAUUGAUCAGAAAGUUUGUCUGAACAGUCAGAGUCAGACUCCUGAAACUCUUCUUCACCUGCUCAGGUGUUCACACCUGUGUUUAAACUGAUGAAUGUUAAAUCCUCAUGAGACUGCAGGCUGGUUUGCACACACACACACGCACACAUGCACGCACUGUUUGCAUAUUCAGGUAAAUGAGUUAAUGAAAAAAAAUAAAUAAAUAAAAUAAAUAAAUAUAUAAAUAUAAAUUUGAUUGAUUGAUUGAUCGAUCAUGUGUCUUGUGAUCUUUUUUACUCACCCACUUAGGUCAAUGACCUGAUAGUAUGUUGUUGCAGCACUAUAAACUUUGGAUCGGCCCGUAUCGAUCCACCUCGUCUUAAGGUCGGUAGCUAAUUAGCCCCCAUUCGUUAGGACUGUUCAAAUCACUCACUGUUGUAUUUUCCAGAUACAUCCUCUGCUCACGGCACCUGUGUUGGGCGAAGUGCUUCAUGUAGUUCACUCCCAUUCAGAGCUGUUGAGAUGAAAAAACUGUUAUUGUACAUAAUUCCAGUGUUUUCCAGUAUUUGUCCGUCACUCCAAAGAAGAUGUUUAGUAAGGAGUAAAUCUAAGUUUGUGUUAUUCAAGGUUAGAGAGCUUUUCAGACUCUUGUUUGUUUGCAGUGCUUCUUGUCUGUGUGUGUCUGCUGACAUGAUAAACAGAAAAUCAACUUUGUUGUGGUGAAAUUUAGCCGACACUGUUACUCAUCCUCAUCAACAACGUUACCUCUCAACCAACAAACCUGCUUUAGAAAUCAUUACAACUCCAAUCAAAGAGAAAAAUCACAAUGAAUGAAAAAAGAAGGGCAAAAAAUUCAAGAGGAGGAAUACAGGUGUAAGAAUUGAUGUAAGGACGUUUAUGAAAUAUGAACUCAAUAAAGAAAUCUCUAUUCUAACAGCUGUCUCAGUUUAGUUCUUACUAAUAAUCAAAUAGAUAUUAAUGAUGUUACUGGAUGGAUCUGAAUAUUGAUCUCAAUGCACUCAGUUGUAGAUGAAGGUUAAUAUGUCAAUAAUGAGGACCCUUGUGCUGCAGACUAAAACCCUUUGAGCUGAGUGUAUGACAUGGAGUGAGGAGAUCAGAAAUGUACUUUGGUGUAAGACCAGAGCAGGCUUUAAGAGUUUACAAUAAAAUCUUAAAAAUCAAUUCUCAGACGUGAACAAAGAGUUGCAGUGGUCCAAAUGGGAAGAGACAGCCGCAUGGGUGAUAAUCUCCAGAUUUUUUCUGGAUCAAAACUAUCAAACUAUUCUGCCCUCAGUAGGAGUGGGCUCUAGCUUGGCAGGUAGCUAACAGGUCCCUCGGAUAAACAUGCAGGAGUUAGCAGGUACGAUGUGACGUUUUGGUGUUUACUUCCAGAAGCUGUAAAACUGUAACACAAUAAAUACAAAAUCACAAAUUAUUCUCAACUCUUUCACACAAUCAAACACUAGUCAUUGACUGUCAUACACAACACAAUCACCAACAAACGUGUUGGAGUUAUCAUGAACAGUCACUACCGCGAUCUUGCGAUUAGCUUAAUGCUAACGAUAUAAGGAAAACGCCAUAGAACGGCUAACGCGUUAGCAUCGCUCCGGUUUUUAAGUUUCCCACGCCAUCAAAAACCGAUUUAGCGUACAAUCACAGGUACAGUAAACAAGACGAGGUAAGCAUUACUUACAGGUGUAUGUCCCUUACAGGUAGACCGUGAAAAAAGAGGGAGAAAAGAAAACAAACAUUCUCAAUAAGACAUCUCUACUCGGAACUGAACUACGGCAAGUCUGAACGGACAAAAAAAGACCACAGCCGAUUUCUCUAACUCCCAAGGGGGCAGCACACUCCCCGCCUGGUAUAAUGUGCUUUACCACUAUAUACCUUUGAGCGGCAGAUGUACAUCUGAUACAGGUCUUGAAUACACCUGAGGAGAGCCACCUUUGACGACUCUCACUUCCACCUUGCGGACCCUGUUGUCUGGACCAGAGAAUAUAUUCACCACCAGUCCUGUCGGCCAUUCAUUUCGUUUGGCCUGGCCAUCCUUCAAAAGCACAUCACCAAUCUGCAGACUAGGUUGAUCUGUUUGCCAUUGACUCCUGUAGAGGUCCUUAAGAUCAAGAUCUCCCAAAGGAGCAGACACAGAGUCAACCUUUUGUGUCAGGAGCAUAGCGGGAGUGAGUACGGUAGGCAUAUCUGGAUUGGACUCUGACUGAAAUGGUGUAGCUCCAUUGUCUUUUUUGAGCAAGGAGGGUCCCGAAAACCAGAUGGUUUCUCCCAAAAGUGUAGCUGGUACUGGUCACGUACAGUGGUCCGCAGGAUUGUGGUCUGUACUGACAAAGUGCCACUGCUCUGGCUGUGAUGACUUGUGGAUACGUGCAACUCUAUUAGCAACAUACACAUAGAAUUGGCGGUUGGUAUGUAGAUAUAGAUGAGCACAACCCUGGAGUCGGUGAAGAACCUUACGGCAUGGAUCUUGACAUCUAGUUCAUCCAUCAACAUGUCAGCUAGCUCAACUGCAAGCACGGCUGCACAAAGCUCUAGACAGGGCACAGUAUGGGAGUGACAUGGGGCUAAUUUUGAUUUCCCCAUGCAGAAUCCUACGUGACUGUGUCCUUUGUUGUCGACUGCCCUGAGGUAGGCUACUGCAGAGAUUGCCACGGUGGACGCAUCGGAGAAGACACGCAGUUCCCUGUGCUGUGUUGAGAGAAAGGAAACAGGUAAAAACGGUCUUGGUAUGUGAAGUUGCUCAAGUGCUUUGAGUGAGUCUUUCCAGGACUUCCACUGUGACUCUUUCUCUGCAGAUAUUGGGGCAUCCCAUUCACAAUGUUCAGUACAUAGCUCUCUGACUAGUGCCUUGCCCUGUACUAUUAUCGGAGCCACAAACCCGAAUGGAUCAAAUAUGCUGUUGACCGUAGACAGGAUACCCCUACGGGUAAAUGGCUUCUCCUCUCUAGAGACAGGGAAGGUAAAGCUGUCAGUUUGAAGCUGCCAGUUGAGACCUAAGCUUCGUUGUAGGAGCAGAGGAUCCACUCCUAGCUCUAGGUCUUUCAGUUCCUUGGCCCGGUCCUCGGAUGGGAAAGCUUCCAUCACUGUAUCAUGAUUGGAGGCUAACUUGUGCAGUCAGAUAUUUGAGUCGGCCAACAUUUCCUUUGUCUUUUACAGGACUUGGACAGCACUGUCAUUGGUGGGGAAUGAGGCAAGUCCGUCGUGGACAUAAAAGUUUCUUAGAACGAACUGUCUUGACUCCAUACCAUAUUCAUCUUGACCUUGCCGAGCAGCUCUUCUCAGCUGUGUUUUUUACAGUCUGCAACACACACACUCUCUUUAUUUAAAUAUCCCUCAGACCAUACAUAAACACACAGUCCUGAUACUCACUGCAGGAAACCCCACUGACUGUAUCAGUGUGAGGGACUACAGGCGUAUCUAACAGACUUCAAAAUGCACUUUGAAUGUAACUCUGCUUUACAAAAACAUUUGAGGGUUUUAUUCUUUAUAUCAUCCUGUAACUCACUUGUGUUUUUUUCUCAAUGACUUAUUUUCAUUGGCUGUUCAUUUGGUUCUUUAGUUUUAAUGUAAUGUGUUGGGCAGUAUAACACCGUGUGUCACAUGAUUAAGGUGGCGCUGCAGAAACCUCUGAGAGUCAGAUCUGUUAUAUGUUUAGGAGCAGAAACCAGAGAGCAGAAGGUGAUUCAUGAGUUUAACUGUCUUCAGCAGGUGUGUCAUCUCUCUGAAAAAUAGGGAAAGUGAGUUUUUCUUCACUUGUCCAGUCUCAGGUGUUUUUGUCCACUAGGUGUCACUGUUUCACUCGUGAUUAUAUUUCUCUCUGUGUUAUUUCUUAUAGUCAAUGAUAGUCAGGGAGUCUAAAGUUCACCAUAAGACCUUUCUAAUCCCUCUGAGAAGGUUUUAUUGUGUCUGUCAAUGUUUGACUGCAGGUGUUCAGGUGGUUUCAGAGUUCAAAGUUCAGAGCUGCUCUGUGUCACAUUUCCUUCCAGAAAACUUCAGUGUGAAGAUGAACUCAGAGAGUCUGGACUGGAUGUGAAUGGUGGGACCUUUGAAAACCUCCUGCUGUCACUUCUAUCUUCUUCUCUCUCUGCUUGGUUUCCUGUUUGAAGCUGCUGAUUCGUCUCACCGUCACUCGUGGUCUUCAUGCAGAUCAUUUUCCCCAUCAGAAGGUAACCUAACACACUCUUUUCAUCAUGUUUGAGUGAGUGUCUGUUAAACUGAUCUGAGGACAGCACACAUGAAGCUGCUGCAGAUCUGACCUGUUGUUUGGUGGAACAGAGCGAACACUGAGGAAAGGAGAAAAUCUCUGUUUAAAGUCUGAUCUUCUGACUCCUUGAUUUACAGAUGUACAUGUAGGAGCAGAAAUAAGUCAAUAGUAUGAACCCCAGACUUCUACCAACAAACCGUCACAGAGAUCAGACUGAAUUCAGAAGUUCUGGUGUAUUUUGUCACAGUCUGUGUGUUUGCUCAGUGAAGGCAAAAAGACCAGGAAAAGGUUUUAGUGUUUGUGAAAAAGUCUUUGUGUGCUGAGCACUUUUAUGAUUUGAUGAGUUUAUGACAGUAAUAAAGGUCAGUCAUUGGCGCUUGAAGCUGCACAGUCAACAACCAGUGUGAUGAACUUCAGUCAGUGUCCACUCUACAGCAGAAACAGUUUGAACUCCUUCACAGGAGCAACGGUUAGUGAGGAGCUGCUCAGAAAGAAGGUGGAAAAUAAGCUCAGAGGAAAGGCUCUCUGGGGUCCUUAUGCUGAUAAUGUGCAUGAAUGAUAAUGAUAAUGACAACAACAACAAUAAUAAUAAUAAUAAUAAUAAUAGCAUGAAAUAUUUCCUUUUAAUUUUGAAUAUCCAGUUUUAUAGGGACACAAACAGAUCAGCAGUAACACCAUCUAACAUAACACCAUGAACAUAAAUGAUAUCUGAGAUGAUAGAAAAUAUGAAAUAAAUCACAGUUAUUGAUCAGACAAUACUCUGUUUCUGGAGUAUUUAUUACAGCAUGUCCAGAUUAUUUCUCUGCUCGUGUUUUACUCGCUCUCUUGUUUUCUCUGAUUUAGUCUCUUUGAUUGGAGUUGUUGUUAAUGAGUAACAUCAAGGUUCAAUUCAUUCAACAAUCAAAUAACUCUUCAUCUUUACAAUACUGAUCAAACUGAUGAGACGGUCAAACUCCAGACCAGAUAACACCAGAUAUGAAACGCUCAUAUCAGUAAAAACAUGAUUUAUGAAAUACAAUCAGACCAUGAAGAGAUGCUAGGACAUGAAUAUACAGAUUAUUUCUAUCAAACAUGCUCCAGUUUUUCUUUUUCAUACACCACUUAAAUUACAGCAGCACAUCAGCAAACUCAAUCCAACACUGAACUUUGAGGUUUCGGUUCAAGUUUCAGAAAAACUCUGAUGUUUCAAACAAAUGCUCCGAUUUCAACAAAGAUUUCAACUUAGUUUGCUGCUUUUAAAAUGACCAUCAUCCAUCAGCUGAGCUCUGAUUGGAGGCUUACAUAAACCUAUUCCCUGUCUUUGAAAGGUUUCUGAUCCUAAACAUGAUCAGAGUAUUGACCUUUUCCUUUAAACCUGAUCGAUCAACAACAGCAGAUGAACAUGAUGUCUGUCUUUUCUGAGAGCUUUUCUUUGCUGUCUGAUCUCCUCUGGAAUAAAAAGGAGAGAACUGCUCAGGGACAGAACUGAAAACUACUUUGAUCUGCUCUAAAAAAAACAAAUAAACUAAUUUAUAUAACUGAUAUAAUUAUGACUAUGAUCAGUAAAUCAUUGAUAGAGUAGGAUCCAUCUCUGGGUGUGAGAAGUGAUCAAUUUUUAUUGUCCAAUAAAAUAAUACAGAGCUCAAAGUCCACUCCGAGUUUGAUUUUGUGUCAUAAAUGUGACAGAAAGUCCAAGUUUGAAAGAGCGACGUUGAUUUCAGAGUGAAUUAAAUUUGUUGUCCUUCAUUUCAAAGGUGAAAUGUCAUUUUUCUGAGUCUGUUUCAUCGAUUUGGGGUUGAGUCAAAGUUGAAUUGGACUCCUUAUCAGAAGAUCUCUCAUGGUUGGUUCUUUCUGGAGCAGACAGAAGGAGAACUUGAAUGUUUCCACAUGUACGCAGGUUUAACUCUCAGAUAUCACAUCAGAUAUUAUCCUGGAUCACUCUGAGGUUUCUCUGUCUCGUCCUGACAGCAGGUCUCUCUCUCAGGGUCCUGCUGUGUGACUGGAGCUGGACUCUGGUUCCUGAGUGUUUGUCACUGAUUUCAUGUCUUUUCAUGUUUGUAGACUUUGACUGUUCAGUGAUGAGAGUGUGACAGCGUCCUCAGAUUAUUGAUGAUGAUGAACUGAUGAAGGACGAUCAGCUGCAGUCUCUCUCUUUGUCUUUCUGCUACAGGUGAAACAGGAAGUGGAUCUGGAUUCACCUGGUGAGUAUUUUCUUCAUUCUGUCGAACAUCAAACUGAAAGUUUUCACAUGUCUUCUUCAUUUUGAACAGAACUGGACUCUGAAUGGAUCCAGAUGAGCUCUCUAGUAAACAGAAACAACUGUGGCUCCAUCUGGUGGUAGAAUCUGGAAUGACACUGUGGUAGAGGACAGUAUGUGGCUCAGGUUGAACUGACUGAGUAUGUUGUUGUGUUUGUGUGAAGGUGGGGGCUCUGCUAUGAAUCAGUGUGAGGACAGAGAGGAGGGGGCCCCUCCCUCUAAAACCACUCUGUGGGGGGAACAUGAGAGCCAGACCAAAGUUCAGAGGUGAGAUGAGGAUCUCCAACUGUCCAUGACUCUUCUCCAUGUCAGAGCUCAGCACUCACAUCACUCCACCAUCACUAUUAUUCACACUCAGACCUCUGUCUGUCUGUCUGUCUGUCUGUCUGUCUGUCUGUCUGUCUGUCUGUCUGUCUAAGACCUGAACAGCAGUACAGACCAGACUGUCCUGGACCUGGACCUGGACCCAGCUGUGUGUCCUUUAAGAGUGACCGGUCUAUGGGUCGAUAUAUUGAUUUCAAAGAUGGACAUCGGUCUGAUCGUCUAAAGUAAUAAUCAAUAACAGCAGCACUCAAACCUGGAAGAUUUUCAGUGUUCUUGUUUCUUCAUCAGUGUUUGUGUUUCUGUCAGAGUCAAACAUGAGAGACCAGACUCUCCUGGACCCUGGACCCAGCUGUGUGUCCUUCAAGAGUGACUGGUCUACGGGUCGAUUGAUUAAUUUCAAAGAAGGAGAGAUCUAUGAUGAGCAAAGGUGAGACUUUCAAACUGAACUUUCUUUUGUUGUGAAACUUUUCAUCCUAACUGUGGUCAGUGUUUUCUCUGUGAAGGUGAAGAUUUUUCAGGGUUUGUGUUUCUAUCAGGAUCCAACAGCAGUAAACAGGAUCUGAGCCACAAAGACCUGGACUCUGCAUGUAUCUUCAUGUGUGUCUGUAGGAGGAUCCAGCAGUGUUUCUACCAGGAUCCUCUAGAUAGACUCUCUCACAUGUAACCCUGUGUCUCCUUAUAUUAUAUCCACUACAUUAGAUUCUGUUUGUUCCACAGAGUUCAGCAGCAGAGAUCAGAGGUUCCCAUUGGUCAGUCUGCCCAGCAGCAUCAAACACAGCUGGACUCCAUAUUUAUGGUAGGUGUAAAUGUACAAACACAGCUCCUACUGAUCAUCAGAGCAGACACUCAGUAUAUUUGGAGGUUUCUGGAUUGUUUCCUAAUGACUCUGCAAACAUCAUCUCUGCCUGAAUUAUCUUCACACUCACAGUUUGACUGAGAGUUUCUCCAAUGUGAAGGUCAGGUCAUAGAAACUGGAUUUGUAGAAGACAGGACCAUCUACAAAGUCAAUCCUGAAGCAGCAUUGUGAUCCAGUCUCCACACUGGACUCUGUAGACCAGCAGGCUUUCUGUCUGUCACAGAUGAUCUGAUGUUCAGUUCUACAAGUUCAAGUUCAUAUUUUGUUCUGUUCCAGCUGCUCCAGGAGAACAUGAUCAGCUUUGUAAAGGAGCAGCUGAAGGAGAUCCAGAGAGUUCUGAGUCCAGAUGAACCAGAAUACUUAGAGAGUCCGAGGGAGGAUGAGGAUGAGGAGCAGAGGAGGAGCAGAGAGGCAUUCCUGAAGAUCACUGUGAACUUCCUGAGGAGAAUGAAGCAGGAGGAGCUGGCUGACUGUCUGCUGAGAAGUAAGAGGAUUUGAAGAGAUUUAACAUGAUGGAGACAACAUGGGAGAGGUUUAGAGUUCAGACUCUGCUGUUCAUAUGAUGCACACAUUUGUAUCACAUCUAUGAACUGAGAGAAACUGAUCACAGCUGAUGAGCUGAAGAGAUUUCAGAGAGGAGGGAAAUCAAAUCCAUCCUGAUGUCUUCAAGUGUAAAUUCAUCAGAUUGAUUGUAGCUUCAGAUGAUUCAUCACAUUUCUCUUUGUUCAUUCAGGAUCUGCUGCUGCAGAGGUCCGACACAAACUCAAGUCCAACCUGAAGGAGAAGUUCCAGUGUGUGUUUGAGGGGAUUGCUAAAGCAGGAAACCCAACCCUUCUGAACCAGAUCUACACAGACCUCUACAUCACAGAGGGAGGGACUGGAGAGGUCAACCAUGAACAUGAGGUCAGACAGAUUGAAACAGCAUCCAGGAGAGCAGAGCGACCAGAAACAACCAUCAGACAAGAAGACAUCUUUAAAGGCUCACCUGGAAGACAGGAACCAAUCAGAACAGUGAUGACAAAGGGAGUGGCUGGCAUUGGGAAAACCGUCUUAACACAGAAGUGGACUCUGGACUGGGCUGAAGACAAAGACAACCAGGACAUCCACUUCACAUUUCCAUUCACCUUCAGAGAGCUGAAUGUGCUGAAAGAGAAGAAGUUCAGCUUGGUGGGACUUGUUCAUCACUUCUUCUCUCAAACCAAAGAAGCAGGAAUCUGCAGCUUUCAAGACUUCAGGGUCGUGUUCAUCUUUGACGGUCUGGAUGAGUGUCGACUUCCUCUGGACUUCCACAACAAUCAGGUCCUGACUGAUGUUACAGAGUCCAGCUCAGUGGAUGUGCUGCUGACAAACCUCAUCAGGGGGAACCUGCUCCCCUCUGCUCGCCUCUGGAUAACCACAAGACCUGCAGCAGCCAAUCAGAUCCCUCCUGAGUGUGUUGACAUGGUGACAGAGGUCAGAGGGUUCACUGACCCUCAGAAGGAGGAGUACUUCAGGAAGAGAUUCAGAGAUGAGAAGCAGGCCAGCAGAAUCAUCUCCCACAUCAAGACAUCCAGAAGCCUCCACAUCAUGUGCCACAUCCCGGUCUUCUGCUGGAUCACUGCUACAGUUCUGGAGGAUCUGCUGAAGACCAGAGAGGGAGGAGAGCUGCCCAAGACCCUGACUGAGAUGUACAUCCACUUCCUGGUGGUUCAGUCCAAACUGAAGAACAUCAAGUAUGAUGGAGGAGCUGAGACUGAUCCACACUGGAGUCCAGAGAGCAGGAAGAUGAUUAAGUCUCUGGGAAAACUGGCUUUUGAGCAGCUGCAGAGAGGACACCUGAUCUUCUAUGAAUCAGACCUGACUCAGUGUGGCAUGGAUAUCAGAGCAGCCUCAGUGUACUCAGGAGUGUUCACACAGAUCUUCAGAGAGGAGAGAGGACUGUACCAGGACAAGGUGUUCUGCUUCAUCCAUCUGAGUGUUCAGGAGUUUCUGGCUGCUCUUCAUGUCCACCUGACCUUCACCAACUCUGGAGUCAACCUGAUGGAAGAAGAACAACAAACAACAUCCUCAAUCUCUAAAAUCUUCAGUGUCAAACCGAAACUGAAACAUCUCCACCAGAGUGCUGUAGACCAGGCCUUACAGAGUCUGAACGGACACCUGGAUUUAUUUCUACGUUUCCUCCUGGGUCUUUCUCUGCAAACCAAUCAGAAUCUCCUGAGAGGUCUGCUGACACACACAGGAAGCAGCUCACAGACCAACCAGAAAACAGUCCAGUACAUCAAGAAGAAGAUCAGUGAGGAUCUGUCUGCAGAGAAAAGCAUCAAUCUGUUCCACUGUCUGAAUGAACUGAAUGAUCGUUCUCUAGUGGAGGAGAUCCAACGGUCCCUGAGAUCAGGACGUCUCUCCACAGAGAAACUGUCUCCUGCUCAGUGGUCAGCUCUGGUCUUCAUCUUACUGUCAUCAGAAAAAGAUCUGGACGUGUUUGACCUGAAGAAAUACUCUUCUUCAGAGGAGGCUCUUCUGAGGCUGCUGCCAGUGGUCAAAGCCUCCAACAAAGCUCUGUAGGUGGACACAUGAGAGAUGAAACAUUAUUGUUCAUGAGAGAUGAAACUUUGUGUCUGUGCUAAUCACUGAUUCUUCUUCAGGCUGAGUGGAUGUAACCUGACAAAGAGAAGCUGUGAAGUUCUGUCCUCAGUCCUCAGCUCCCAGUCCUCCAGUCUGAGAGACCUGGACCUGAGUCACAAUGACCUGCAGGAUUCAGGAGUGAAGCUGCUGUCUGCUGGACUGAAGAGUCCUCACUGUAAACUGGAAACUCUCAGGUCAGGUUUUCUGCUGAUUAUGUUUUGUUGUUGUUUGAAUUAAAUUGUUAAAAGUCUGUACACUUUUCCUUGUUUCUCAUAUAUUUUUUCUGACUCUAGGUUAUCAGGCUGUCUGAUCACAGAAGAAGGUUGUGCUUCUCUGGCCUCAGCUCUGAGCUCCAACCCCUCACACCUAAGAGAGCUGGAUCUGAGCUACAAUCAUCCAGGAGACUCAGGAGUAAAACUGCUUUCUGCUGGACUGAAGGAUCCUCUAUGGAGACUGGAAACACUGAGGUAUAACCAGACAGUUACUGAGUCAUAGACAACUACAGAUAUAUUUGGUUUCUGCUGCCUGAGGUCUUCACUUAGCAGGACCAUCUUUCUAACGGAAUCUUGGAUGUGAACUGUGUCAUCCUGGAUAGUAGCUCUGAUGCUCACAAGUUCUUUGCCUCUCUCCUGAAAACCAACAUUUGAGUAUUUUGAGGUUAGGGCAGUCGUUAUUAUUACAAUAUUUGCCAAUCUCAAUUGUUUUACAGAUUCACGAUCACUGUCAAUUAUUUAUUUUAUUCACAAAGUUGCAUAAAAUAACCCUAAAAUCCGAGUCUGACGUCUUCACGUUGCACCAGAAGCUGCAGCACGCACCGUCGCAGCCACACAUUGGCUGUGUCUCAUUUUAGAGACUGCACCGUUAAACGGCGCAUUUCAAGUGUGCGUGAUGUCAUCACGUGGUGCGAACGGUGUCCCAUUUGGCUCGUAAAUCUGAGCGCGCUUCAAAUACGGUCUCAAAACCACACUACCCCGCCUCUUUUUCAAGCGUGCAUUUAUGCACGCUUUCAUGGCCUUGGUAUCCCAGAAUUCUUUGCGUGCCGCUGCACAGCUGCGCAUUUUGGGUGAGAGGCUGGACUCGCUUGGAGACACAGUGCGUCUUUAAAGAAAAUAAAAGAAAUCCAAAAACAGCAGACAGUCAGCUCAGGCUGUAUCAGAGCAUGAUCUCUGAACUCACUAAAAUCUGUAAACCAAACAUUAUAGAUUUAGAGACGAACUGAUCCGCUCUGCUUCAACUAUCAAAAUCAUUAGAAAUAAGAAAGCUGACAAAACUACAGCAGAGUAAAGUAAAGACUUAGAAAUUAAAGUUGUAAACUUGGGAGAAUAAAGUCAUAAAGUAUAUAAAGUCAUAAAGCUGCUUUUGUGGAGGGGGAAAUGACUGAAGCUGGUCAUCUGCAGGGUUAUCUGUGGAUGUAUCAGCGGGUCAUUCAGAGAGAUUUUGUGGUUUCUGAAGAAACAAUCAAACUGAUGAUGAUCAACAUUUGUGAUCCAGAGGGAGUCGAGCUCCGACGAGCACCACGUCUCUGACACCGGCCGUAGCCUACACCUGCAGAGACACCAACACCUUAUUAUGGCAUAUGGAUUCAUAUCAUAAAUUAAAGCUCAAUGUCAUUCACGGAUAUUUACGGCUGCAUAAACGGAUAUAUCCUCAGCAUAUUCAUUUCUGCCUCCACAAAAGCAGCGAUUUCCUUCAAGUACACCAGUUUGUUUGUUUUUUUUUCCAUGGAAAAGACAUAUUUCUCAUAUGUUCUUUUUUUAAGUCUUUAUACUUGUAUAAAUGUAAAGAAUCUCCUUGUUUGUGAAACCUUUACUGAAGCACAUUUCCUUCAAAUGCUUCAUGGCACUAAUUUUAACAAGUCUCCUCUGAAAUAACAGAAAACCUUACGACUUUAUUAUUAAUAGUAUCUAUUGUAUUGUGUCUGUGCAAGGUCGCACAAUUAAUAACUGCUGCGCUCCGCGGCUUUUCUUUAAGUCAGUCAUGAUGCGAGCCUGAGGGUGGGGACAUUUGGCAACUCAACCAGGAAGUCCUCCAAAGGGUAGACCGUCCCAGUUCACAAAAACCAGACCACCUCACUCAGGGUCCUCAAGUCCACAUAACAGCAGUAUGCUCAGCUAAGUGCGUUUGAGCGCGCUCAGACUUAAGCAGUCUCUGAAAUGAGACACAGCCAUUGUUUACCUCUCGUCUUGGUCAGAUGGGCAGCGACUCGAGUUAGGAUGGAGGAUGAGGAGGUUCUGGGUGCAUUUCAGAUUUAAGCCAAAUGGUUAAGAAGAGCCCGAUAACGUGGAGAAAGCGACAUGUAAACUUUGCCAGAAAAAAAAGUGCCGGUCAAGAGUGGUAACACAACAUAUCUGGAACAACAUCUCCAGACCCACCAUCCACAGUAACACGCCGAACUCUGAAAGACCACACCAGUACAAUCAGCAGGCGGUCCAACAGCAGCUGGUGCAUCCCGUCAACUGGCUCUUGGUAAAUCUUUCGGACGACGACUGUAUGAACAGGAGAGUUCAAGAUGGCGUACGCUAACUGACACUGUGGUUCAUUGUUAAGGAAAUGCAGCCGUUCAGAACGGUAGAAAAAUUUGCGUUAAAAGCGAGGAAAGUUUGUUUACUUUUGUACUGUUCAGUUUGAAGGUUGGUUGGCCAGGUGUUCCUUGCAUGGUUUUCUGUGCCACUGGUGUGUGCUGUGUGGAUGUGAAUUUGUUCAAGAAAGUCAAAGCGACUUUUUUUCUGACCUCUGACCUGUGCACUUUGUUCAUUGACUAAAGAGGUCAAAGAAACCUUCUGUCUGUCAAUACUUUCCAACUGUUUCAGCCUGACAGGCAGAAAUAAUGUGAGUUCACUUCAGCACUUGCCCUGGUGCAGCAGAUUGUUUAUAACAAGUCCUCUUAAGACGUGGAGAAGUUACUUAUGUCUUAGUCUAUUUCUUGAUGUUCAAAAGUCAGUCAUAUAAUUCAUUAUUCAUUAAGGUGUACAGUACGGUAUUGUACAGUACAGAAUGUGUUUUAUUAAAUAUCAUUAUACGAUGAUACCAGAAUAUAAAGAAGGGAAGAAAUGGACAAUAUAUUCAUCAAUCGCAAUUAUUUGUCUGACAAAUAAUCGUCCUUAGAACGACAUACAGUUUGAUGUCAUCCAUGUAGAGGAGAACAUUAAUAAAAAAAACCCUCAAACAGUCAACAUGAGAAAUGACUUUGACUCAGACUGAAGUGUGUCUGUCAUUCUGUCUCCUCCUCCACACAAUAACAGCAGCUAUUUGUCUGCAACACUGGGAACCUAGAUGAGUAUCUUCUCUGAAUGGCCCAGCUCUAAAAUGUGUUGCUGAACUGUAGGUUUGUCUUCCAGUCUGAAUCCUCCUCUGUUCAACAGUUUUUAGUUUUCUUCUGAGAGCUGUCACGUUGUUCUGAACUGCAGAAACUCGUCCCUCUGCUUCUGGUCUCAAAGGAGGACAUGGUGGUUGAUAUUUGGAAGGACAGGAAUGGCAAAUCUUUUGAAUAUGAAGAACCAUUUUUAUCUGCUCUUUAUGGAGGACCACAGGGGUCACAGAAAUGGAAAUAAAGCAUUUUUAAUUUAAAAAGUUAUUGUAUUAUUAAAACAUAAAUUCAUAAACAGGUUUCCAGAUUCAUGAGUUCAUCCUUGAAAAAAUAGAGAAAUUAUAAAAAAGAUUCUACAAAUGAAUCUUUAAAACUGUAGAACAGUUUAUUAUUUUAAAAUACAUGAAUGAAUUACUUUAUCAAUAGUUUAAAAAUCAGUUUGAAAAUGUAAAGGAGGGAAAUAAAGAAGUGAGUUGAAAAUCUGAGGUAAGAAUACAGCUUUAAAUCAGCCAUUUAAAGGACAAUUCCUCUUUACAUUUUUAUUUCCAUUUCCUAACUGCUUUUCCUUUUCCUGUUAGCUAAUCGAUUAUCAAAGUCUUUUAUCUUUCCGUUCCCCCUCUCCAUGUUCCCUUUCUUUAUUAUUUGGACACUGAGCUGGUAAAACCAGGUAGAACAACAGAUGAGCCAUGAAACAAGCUCUCUGAUUGGUUAUAACCUGGCCUAUUACAUGCAGAUGUCUGCAGGGAGGUGAAGAUGAUAGAAGAUGAGGAAGAAUAGACCUUAUCCAGUGUUCCAGGCUGAAAGAGGUCCAAACCUGGAUAUUGUGACUCUGUGGUCAUUUCUCAGCUCCCUGAUUGAUGAACAGACACACAGACUAAAAACAGAGAUGAUCAGGAGAGAGAUGGGCUCAUAUUUGAAGUUCAAACACAUUUGACAGUCCUUUAGCCCACGUCAGAACUCAGAGAAGAUGCUUUAUUACACCUGAUGUUACAAGAUGAAGGUUCACAUCUAGUUGAAUGAUCAGAGCAGAACAACAUUCAGAUCUCCUCCAGAUCCUUUAUUUCAUUCAUCCAUACAGACCAGGAUCAACUCUCCUGGCUGACAUGGGAAGGUCUUCUCUUCUUGAUUUUCUGCUCUCUUUGUUUGGUGAACCAUCAAACAAACCCUCAGAGCUACAGAGAAACACCUCCUUCAUACAUCCACCCUCAGUCAGAAACAUGGACUCAAAGUACUGGCUGCAGAAGUGGGUUCAAAGGAGAUCAGAUAGUCUAGACAUGCUCUGACUUUGCUCCACUUCCUGUCCAUCCCAAACUGCAGGAAAUCCACCUGCUGUUCCAGGUGUGAUGCUCCUACUCCCUCUGCUCUAGCUGACUCUGAAUGAUCCAAGAAGAGCCUCACACACUCACAUGAGUUCAUCUGAGAGCUUUCAUUUCAUCUUCAUUCAUAUUUAGAAGAAGAGAGCCCACUACUUCAUCUCUCCAUCUUCAUCUCUCUAUCAGAAAAAGUGACAGAGUGAUGGAGACUGUUGGCUCAGAUGAGUUUCAGCCUGUUUCUCUGUCACAGGGACAAACUGAGGAACUCUGCUUCAUGUUGGACAGCAGGUAGGACUCAUGUUGGACACUCAAUCAUUCUGACUGUGUUUCUUCCUCCAGGGUGGACCAUGGUGGAGAGCAGAGGUUAAAACCUGGUGUGAAGAAGUGUAAGUGUGGAAUCAGUUUGACUCCUGAUGACCAAACAGCAGACUGUCAGCUAACAAAGAAGAAAGCCUUCAGGUGUGUCUGAUGAUAACCUGCUGCUGUGUUGUGUCUUUUUCUCUCUGUCAGAUUUCUCUGAACUCACACUGGACUCAAACACAGUAAAUGGACACCUCAGACUGUCUGAAAACAACAGGAAGGUGACAGAUGUGAGAGAGGAUCAGUCAUAUCCUGAUCAUCCCAGACAGAUUUGACUCCUGUCCUCAGCUUCUGUGUAGAGAUGGUCUGACUGGUCGCUGUUACUGGGAGGUCGAGAGGAGAGGAGAGGUUGAGAUAUCAGUGAGUUACAGAGAAAUCAGAAGGAAAGGACAAAGUGUUGACUGUGUGUUUGGAUGGAAUGAUCAGUCCUGGAGUCUGAUCUGCUCUGAUGAAGGUUACUCUGUCCGUCACAAUGACAGAAGAACAGACCUCGAUCUCCCCUCGUCCUCUGUCUCUCACAGAGCAGCAGUGUAUGUGGACUGUCCUGCUGGUACUCUGUCCUUCUACAGCGUCUCCUCUGACAAACUGAUCCACCUCCACACCUUCAACACCACCUUCACUCAACCUCUCUAUCCUGGGUUUGGGAUCUGGUCUGGUUCCUCAGUGAGUUUGUGUUCUGUGUAGGAGGGAGAGUCUCCUCCUCUCUACACAAACAGCAGCUGAAGAACAGUUGACCCUCUGCACUAACACAGACUUCAGCUGAUUAUCUGACUGUUUGUAUCCUGUCACAUCAGUCUGAAUGUCUGUUAUCAAAGAGCAGGACUCCAUGUCAAACUGACUCACUGAACUGGACUGAUUUCUGUCUCUAUGGGGGAAAAAUUCGAUAAACUUUCUGUAUUGAUCGGAAAAUUUGUCUGAACAGUCGGAGUCAGACUCCUGAAACUCUUCUUCACCUGCUCAGGUGUUCAUACCUGUGUUUAAACUGAUGAAUGUUAUAUCCUCAUGAGACUGCAGGCUGGUUUGCACACACACACACACGCACGCAUGCACGCACUGUUUGCAUAUUCAGGUUAAUGAGUUAAUGAAAAAAAAAAAUUAUAAAAUAAAUAAAUAUAUAAAUAUAAAUUUGAUUGAUUGAUUGAUUGAUCGAUCAUGUGUCUUGUGAUCUUUUUUACUCAGCCCACUUCGGUCAAUGACCUGAUAGUAUGUUGUUGCAGCACUAUAAACUUUGGAUCGGCCCGUAUCGAUCCACCUCAACUCAACUCAACUCAACUUUAUUUGUAAAGCACUUUAAAACAACCACAGCUGAACAAAGUGCUGAACAUAAAUAGACAAAACAACAAGAUAAAAAACAAUCAAAAGACAAUUAAAACGAUGUUUAAGAUAAAAGCAGAAUUAAAAGUAAAAUAUAGUUUCAAUGUUUUUAAAAACUAAUUUAAAAACAUAGAAACAAAUAACUAAAAACAAACCAUAGAACACUAAAACAGGAGCUGAGUCUCAUGCAGGGUUAAAAGCCAAUGAAUAAAAAUGGGUUUUAAGACGAGUUUUAAAAAUGGACAGUGUGGGGGCUUGUCUAAUUUGGAGGGGUAGCUCGUUCCAUAAAAUUGGGGCAGCAACAGAAAAAGAUCUAUCCCCUCUGAGCUUCCGUUUGGACCUCGGUACCUCCAGGAGCAGCUGAUCAGCUGACCUGAGGCACCGAGCUGGGGUGUAGGGGUGGAGAAGCUCAGAGAGGUAAGAUGGAGCCACACCAUUUAAAGAUUUAAAAACAAAUAAAAGAAUCUUAAAAUGAACUCUAAAAUGCACAGGUAACCAGUGGAGGGAGGCCAGGAUGGGAGUAAUGUGCUCCCUCUUACGUACUCCAGUUAAGAGCCGGGCGGCUGCGUUUUGAACUAACUGGAGACGUGAGAGGGAGGACUGGCUGACUCCAAAAUAAAGUGCGUUACAGUAAUCCAACCAAAAUGUAACAAAGGCAUGGAUUACUGUUUCAAAGUGCCUACGUGACAGAAAAGGCUUUGCCUUCGCCAGCUGCCUAAUCUAAUAAAAACUGGAUUUCACUACCGAGCUAAUUUGCCUAUCAAAUUUAAAAUCACUGUCCAUCUUAAAACCCAAAUUUGAGACGGUUGGCUUUAAAUAAUCUGCUGAAAUACCCAAGUCUACACCUCGUCUUAAGGUCGGUAGCUAAUUAGCCCCCAUUCGUUAGGACUGUUCAAAUCGCUCACUGUUGUAUUUUCCAGAUACAUCCUCUGCUCACGGCACCUGUGUGGGGUUAAGUGCUUCAUGUAGUUCACUCCCAUUCAGAGCUGUUGAGAUGAAAAAACUGUUAUUGUACAUAAUUCCAGUGUUUUCCAGUAUUUGUCUGUCACUCCAAAGAAGAUGUUUAGUAAGGAGUAAAUCUAAGUUUGUGUUAUUCAAGGUUAGAGAGCUUUUUGUUUGCAGAGAUUUUUGUCAUGUUUGCUGACAUGAUAAACAUAAAAUGAACUUUGUUGUGGUGAAAUUUAGCCGACACUGUUACUCAUCCUCAUCAACAAACAUUUCUUCCCCGGAGCGCCUCGAUGGAAAACAACACACUUCAGGGAACAGAAGUAGCUUCUUUUAAUUGUGACCCAGUGGCCGUGUGAUGGCCUCAUGGGGCUGAUGACAGAACAAAUAUCAGGAUAAUAUGUGUUUUCAGAGAAAAUGUGGCGUAAAUGACUUGAAAUGUCUUUUUUUCACAGCCUGGUUGUAAAGUUGUCCUCAUUCAAAAUCUGACCCCACUCAGAGGGGACACGGUAAUCCUUAUUUAUGGGAAUAACAACAAACAUGAAACUGUUGUUGUUGAAGUGGUCAAAGGGUCAUUAACUCUGAAGACCUCUGAGACUAAUUAAUGUGAAACCAACACCCUGGAGUGAGGACGUCUUCACAAAAACAGCCCGUCCAUAUUACUUCACCUCAUCAUGUCAAAGAAAAAGAAAAACAACAGCUUCAGCUUCAGGUCGAGAUUAUUUUUAUAGUACAUUACAAAGUGUAUCAAGAGCAAUAAUAUGAACUUUGUCACAGUUUGGACAGUAGUCUAGAAAUCAGCUGAUCAAUUUACCGCCUGGUUUAACUCCAUCUCUCCUGAUCUAAACCUCGACGUCUAUUUUAUGAUGAGGUUUAUUUAUCUUGUUUAUUAUCCUCAGUGGUUUCCUUUAGGAGACAGGCUGGAACAGAGCGCUCUGCUCUGGCUUUUCUUCGUUCAGAGAGGGUGUAACUUUGUGGAUGCUAACACAUUCUGUGCUAAAAAAUACAACCAAGCCUCUGAAACCAUCUGAUGAAGAAAACAGCCAUGCUACAGCUACUGGGGAAAAAUGUGGUUCAGCUAAUGCCCAUCACUGGUAA
Xyrichtys novacula (pearly razorfish) is the source of this 26413-nucleotide messenger RNA. Lineage: Eukaryota; Metazoa; Chordata; Actinopteri; Labriformes; Labridae. The record is from the annotation of a GenBank genome assembly.